Molecule: messenger RNA, 1990 nt
Organism: Fundulus heteroclitus (mummichog)
Lineage: Eukaryota; Metazoa; Chordata; Actinopteri; Cyprinodontiformes; Fundulidae
Gene: n4bp2l2
Product: NEDD4 binding protein 2-like 2
Exons: 6
Coding region: 142-1620 (492 amino acids)
Biological process (GO): negative regulation of transcription by RNA polymerase II
Cellular component (GO): nucleus
Molecular function (GO): transcription corepressor activity
Source: RefSeq, a predicted model, not a curated record
GCAAACACCGCCCCAGGUUGACUACGAGCGAACGAAAUUGCGUCACUUCCCUAAACAGUACAGGUUGCCGGAUGUCGGAAAGAGGUGCAGAAUUUGUUGUUUAAACCGUUUGGCAACAUUUGAGCGUGCUGGAUAUGUAAGAUGUCUCAACCUGAUCCGUCCUCCAAGAGCGCCAAAGUGUCCGAAGAUCCUUACAAGGGUGAAAAUGUUCAACAGGAUGGAAAGGACUCAGCUGAUAGAACGUCAGGGUCUGCGAGCAAUGAUGCGGACAGGUGUUUAAGAGAGAAAGUGUUAAAGGAGGUAGGACUCACCAGCACAGCCUUCAUCGGUCCUGCGUUUCCCCCACAGGCGCCCUCAGCCAAGUUGGACAUUGAAGACUCACUUAGUAUAUUUUACAAAGAGCUUGAGAAGAUUGACACACCAGACGGGCUUAGUGAUAAUCCACAGAAUGAAGUUGCUCCGCCUAACCACCACCUGCCUCAUCCCCCUACCAGCAAAGACUCUCAGGAUGGACCCGAUGGGAAAAGCAUCUCCACGAGAAGUUCUACAGAACACAACAAUUACCAGAGCAACAGCAAACAGACGAGGCCCGGCUGGGAUCACUGGUACCAAAAUGAACCAUACCACCUCAAAAGGCAGAGGCCAGUGGAUAACCAGUGGGAUUAUAGUGGACCUCCAAACGGGCCGCCGUACCCUAGAUUUGACAGACCGCCGUUUCCUCCCCAAUCGCACCAGCCCGCAUACCCAAAUCCACAGAGCGCCCCAAGACACGUCGAGGUGAACCCGAACAGCUCUGGACUGCCAAACCAGUAUCACAAGGAUUUUCAUCCGCCACCAUUUUCCAGCUUUCCACCUCCAAACGUGUUCGUGCCGCCCUCUCGGGGCUUUCAGGAGAACCCUCCGCAGCAGUUUGGGUGGAAUGAACUGAGUUUCUAUGACACAGAUUCCCACAACGCACCUUUUAGGGGGCCUCAAGACCAAAGGGAAAACUGGCCGCGGUGUGAUGGAGACUAUGAAAGGCCUCAGAGGUUUCCGUCAGAAAACGAACAAUGGCAGGAACCGCAUCGCGGCCAACCCUACGAAGAGAGGCGUGAGUAUCAGUACAGCUUGGUGCUGAUCUUGAUGAGGGGGUUGCCAGGGUCUGGGAAAACCACACGAGCCAGGGAGCUACUCUCCUCUGGCCCAAGUGGAAUAAUCCUGAGCACAGAUGAUUACUUUGCUGAAAAAGAAGGCUACCGCUAUGAUCCAGGCCUUCUAGGGGCGGCACAUGAAUGGAACCAGAGCAGAGCUAAAGAUGCCCUGCAUGAUGGCCGGUCUCCUAUUAUUAUUGACAACACAAACCUCCAAGCCUGGGAAAUGAAGCCAUAUGUCAAAAUGGCCUUGGAGAGAGGAUAUAAAGUGGACUUUUGUGAACCUGACACCAGGUGGAAGUUUGAUCCUUAUGAACUGGAAAAGAGGAACAAACACGGUGUUCCUCAGGAGAAGAUCGCUCAGAUGAUGGAUCGCUAUUCAUUUCCCAUCUCCAUAGACAUCGUCAUGAGUUCACAAGAGCCAGCUCACGUCAACCAGAGACGGCGACCGGACCAGCCACAGAUUAGGGAAAAGAUGCAUUUUUGUUAGUUUUCACACGAAACAGCCCCCUAAUUAAUAGUACCUGAAGAUCAACACUUUUAUAUGAUUGUAAAUAUUACUUUUGGUAAAUUACAGUUUUUAAUUUAUUACUUCCGAUUUAUAUGAAAGUGAAAUGAAAAUAUAUUUUUAAAGCCAUUUUUAUUUUAUUAGCACAAGGGGAAAUCAGAUUUUUCCUUCCUGCCAUUUUGUAUAUGCCUGAUAUUUCAGACUUUAUCUUGAUGGUGUGGUGUGUACUUGGUGCAAUACACAACUGUGUUGGAGAUAAAAUGGUUGCUAUUUGUCUUUUCUCAAUUCCUUCCUGAUUGCAUUACCUGUGCUGUUUUUUUUGUCUUUUAAUACAUUCUCAGAUAAAACCGCU